AUGGAGCUGGACCCUGCACUGCCUGCUCUCAACCAUACUGUGUGGCCCGCUGGGCCUGGGUCCUUUGUCUUGCUGGGAGUGCCAGGACUGGAGCCUCUGCAUGCCUGGCUGUCAGUGCCUGUGUGUCUGCUAUACAUGACAGCAUUGGCAGGCAAUGCCCUUCUGCUAGGCCUGGUGGCAGCUGACAAGGCACUUCAGUCACCCAUGUACCAGCUGCUGGGGCUUCUGGCAGUUACUGACUUGAUUCUUGCCACAUCCACCGUGCCAAAAGCAUUGGCAGUGCUUUGGGGUCUGUCUGGUGAGAUAUCCUUUGGGGCCUGCCUGGCCCAGCUUUUUGUUGCCCACGUGGCUUUUAUUGCAGAGUCCUCAGUGCUGCUGGCCAUGGCGGUGGACCGCUAUGUGGCCAUUUGCCAACCUCUACGCUAUGCUGCAUUGCUGACCCAGCGUGUGGUGGGCAUUGUGGCUGUAGCUGCCGUGACCCGUGGUGCUUGUGUCAUGGCACCCCCUGUGGCCCUUCUCCAAAGACUGCCUUACUGUGGACGACGGGCACUGCCACACACUUACUGUGAGCACAUGGGCGUGGCUCGGCUGGCAUGUGGAGACACUCGUCCCAACAUCUGGUAUGGCCUGGCCACCACACUGCUUUCCCCAGUCCUAGAUCUUGGCCUCAUAGGUGCUUCCUACGCCCUUAUUCUCCGUUCUGUGUGCCAGCUACCUUCCCAUGGUGCCCGCCGCAAGGUCCUGGGCACCUGCGUGGCUCAUGCUAGUGUCAUCAUCCUCUUCUAUACACCUGCCCUCUUCUCCUUCUUGGCCCACCGCUUUGGCCACCACACAGUCCCUGGUCAUGUUCACAUCCUCCUGGCUAACCUCUAUGUGGUGGUCCCCCCAGCCCUCAAUCCUGUGGUGUAUGGUGUGCGAACCCAGCAGAUCACUCAGCGGCUCAGGCACCUGCUCAGACUCUGCUGGUCAAGGUCAACGAGGAAUGUGGGUCCUGAGUGA
Elephantulus edwardii (Cape elephant shrew) is the source of this 999-nucleotide messenger RNA. Its product is annotated as olfactory receptor 52D1-like. The record is from RefSeq and is a predicted model, not a curated record. NCBI's taxonomy places the organism in Eukaryota, Metazoa, Chordata, Mammalia, Macroscelidea, Macroscelididae. Gene Ontology annotation, molecular function: G protein-coupled receptor activity; olfactory receptor activity. The transcript has a single exon. Gene Ontology annotation, cellular component: membrane. Bases 1 to 999 code for a protein of 332 amino acids. Gene Ontology annotation, biological process: G protein-coupled receptor signaling pathway.